Aureobasidium melanogenum CBS 110374 is the source of this 1044-nucleotide messenger RNA. RefSeq lists its product as uncharacterized. The transcript has a single exon. NCBI's taxonomy places the organism in Eukaryota, Fungi, Ascomycota, Dothideomycetes, Dothideales, Saccotheciaceae. The record is from RefSeq and is a predicted model, not a curated record. The coding region runs from base 1 to 1044 and encodes 347 amino acids.
AUGGACGACAAAUUACCCUAUACUUUCCAAGUCGAUGCCUCUUGGACGGCAGACCCAGAAGAAAUCGAAUUCUUCGAACAACUCGUGGUGGCUUGUGCAGAGGGCCAUCUCAGUCCCUUCGCCGCCGCUCAGAAAAUCACAGAUGAGUUAGCAAGCGAGGCGUGGAGAAACAAAGCCUACGUCGAGCUACAUCACGAAGACAGGCCGUACCGGACCCAUACCGUACUGGUCGCUGUCUUGAUAGGCAGUUGUGCCUCAUCGUUUCCACCAUCUAGUACCGUGCACCGCAGACUCUUCGAAAUGAUCAAGAGCUUCCUCGAGGUCGAAAAGCGGCAGAUACCCUACGUGGCCAACGACUCUAUGGACGAGACACAGUCUAAAUUCGAUGGUUCAACAAAUCUCAGCUCAUCCGUGCCUCUCUGGGAAAGCCUAAAACCAUUGGCCUUCGCAUCAAAUUGGAGUUGGUUGGCAGAACUUGGUGACCCAUGGACAGGAGCGGAAAAGUGUGGCAGUCAUGAGCAACAGAGAUGGAGAAAUCUAUCAUACUUUUCUGCCAAAAUAGCAACCCAGGGUAUUGAACGUUUGGGCCGGCAGAGUCCUUUGCAGAACCUGCUGCCAAGAUAUCGCGCACUUGAUGAAAGCACGAUAGGCUGUUCUGGACACCUGGCUGGCCAAAGCCUUGCUGCGGCUCAAUGGUUUGUACCCAAAUAUCAUGCUUCAUGGGUCUGGCGAGCUUGCUGUGUUUGCGAGAGCUAUUCGCAGCCGGAGACAUCUCCGGAUGGUCUCGAGGAAGGACAGACUGCUCGGAGGAGUCGAAUGCACACAGAGGACGACGAUCAAGCGGUUUUGGUGCGACUGGAAGGAUGGUUAUGGAACCUAGAGAACUGGGAGGUGUGGAAAGCAGCUUUCAUUCAGGUUAUGGAGAGGGUUGAGGAUCAAAGAAUCCACGAAGUUGUUCGCAGGGAAGUAUCCAAAGCGCUGAAGAACAUGGAAGAAGUAGAGACUAUCGGCGAAUGUGACUCGCACUUGGUCAAGUACGCUUGA